Molecule: messenger RNA, 2430 nt
Organism: Hydra vulgaris (swiftwater hydra)
Lineage: Eukaryota; Metazoa; Cnidaria; Hydrozoa; Anthoathecata; Hydridae
Product: kelch-like protein 2
Molecular function (GO): protein binding
Source: RefSeq, a predicted model, not a curated record
AACAACAAAUGAAUAGGAACAUAAUCAAGAAAGUUCAGACUUUAACAAAAAACUUGUCGAUAAAAGUAUUUAUGAAAAUAAUGCAUUUCAACAAACAUUUAACUCAAAACUUAGGAACAAAAAAUUUCGAAGAUACAAUAUAAUAUAAAUCUACCACUUAGAAACAAACUAAAAUUGAUAGAAUACAUGAAAGAAAAAGUUAUUGAGAGAUAGUGAAGCAAAGUUAAAUACAAUCUUUUUACAAAUAUUUGGUUGUAAUUAAGUGUUCUCACCUCACUGAACACAAAAAAAGAGAACAACGUUACAAAUAUAAAAAUUAUUAUGGAAAAAUUGUUUUUCUUGAAGCCACUGAUACCUUUAUUAACACUAAUACCUUCAUUAAAAACGAUUUCUAUUCGAAAAAUUCUUUGCGGAAGUAAAACAAAAACGAUUGAAUGGUGAACAUGUUUUAUUAAGGUUGUUAGUUAAUUGCUAAAAAUUAAAAUGAAGAAAGAUGAAUUUGAAAGUUUAUUAGUAACUGACAAUUUUCAUUUUACAAGCGCCUUUCAAGUUUUAAAUGAGAUGCGAGUAAAUGAAGAAAUGUGUGAUGUAAUUUUAUGCACUGAUGACAGUCUACGGGUUCCAGCACACCGUGUUGUAUUAAGUGCUUGUUCACCUUAUUUUCGUGCUAUGUUCAACACCAACUUUUUAGAAGCUCACCAAUCUGUUAUACAUCUUAAAGACUUAGAAGGUAAUACUUUAGAAGACAUCAUAAGCUAUUUUUACACUGGUAAAUUGCGCAUAAAUUAUGACAAUGUAGAAGGUGUCAUAAAACUUGCAAAAGUAUUCUAUAUUAAUAAUUUAAUAAACAAAUGUGAAAUUUUUUUGAGAAGAAAUAUGUCACCUAAAAAUUCACUUGGUCUAGAGGCAUUUGCAUUGCAUUAUUCUCUUUCAAACCUGAAAGAUCACGCAACUCGUUACAGUUGUUGGUAUUUUGAUUUUAUCAAAGAUGAGGAAGAAUUUUGUUUACUUCCUUUUCAAAGUUUAAAGUGCUUGAUUCAAAAUGAUUCCUUGAAAGCUACUUCUGAAGAAUUUGUUUUAGAAGCUGUUAUUAAGUGGUUAUUUUUUGAGUAUCAAAACAGGAAGAAUUAUGUGCCAGAACUUUUACCAUUUAUUCGCUUUCCAUUAAUGAGCAUGCAAUACCUUGAGAACAGUCAAACCAUAAAGCUUCUUGUUGAUAACUUCUCAUUAGCCCAAGUAUACAUAAAUGAAGCUCUUCAAUACAAAAACUUUGGCAUUUCAAAAAAUUUGGAUAUUGGAAAAGUGUGCUCUCCAAGAGCUGCUUCAGAGGAUAUCUAUGUAUUAGGAGGUUGGUCAAAUGGACAAAAAUUAAAGUCUGUUCAGUGUUUUAAUGUUGACACAUUGAAAUGGACACCAGUUCAAAAUAUGUCUGUGGCACAUCUUACAAAAGAAGAUUACUUCCGAGUGAUUGUUUCUAAUGAUGAGCUGUAUACUAUUUGUAUUGGUAAAGUAAUGAAAUAUGACCCUGUGGAUGGUAUGUGGUGUAAAGUAGCCUCAGGACCUGAAAUGCCAUGUAAAUGGUCAGGUAUAUGUGAGUGCAAUGGAAUUAUUUAUGUUAUUGGAGGUAAUAAUAUGAAAGAAAGUAAAAAAUUUAAUACUGACACUUGUCAAUGGAGUACUUUACCUGAGAUGCAUCAAGUAAGAUUUUAUCCUGGAGUUGCUGUUUUUAAUGGAAAAAUAUAUGUAAUCGGAGGUUUAGAUAAUAAUUGGAGCCCACAGAAGGCAUGUGAAUGUUAUGAUCCAGCUGUUGAUACAUGGAUAGAUAUUGCUAGAAUGAAAACUCCUAGGUGGAGUUUGGGAGUAGCUGUAUUAAACAAAAAAAUAUAUGCUAUUGGAGGCAGUCACAAAGAUGAACAGUUAUCAAACUCAGUAGAAGUAUAUGAUCCUCAACUUGGAUAUUGGGAGCGCUCAGUAGCUACUUUAAAUUAUGGGCGACGGUGUCUUGGUGUUGCUGUUGUAAAUAAUUCAAUUUACGUUGUUGGAGGUCGAAUAGCAAAUACAAUAGAAUGCUAUAAUCAUGCCCUUAAUGAAUGGAAAGUAAUUGGUUCAGUUCGUGCAUGCUGCAAUUUCGGUUGUGUUGCAUUAAGAAUUAUAUAAGAGCUAUUUUUUUAAUGCAAGUUCAUGUUGAAGCAAUUCUGAGCAACUUUUGUGUUUUUUUUUAUUGUAUCUUGCAAUCAUACUGCAAGUAAAAUUUUUGUGUGAUACUAUUUAGAGCUUAUAAGUUUUUACAUUAGAAAUUUAUUUAUUUUUUAUGUUUAUACUAUUAAAAUUGUUUUUUAAUAAUGAUAUUUUAUAUUUGGUGAAAGUACGGCCAUUUAAAGUUCUGUAUAUAUUUAUUUGUAUCUAUUUAAUUUAAGGAAUAAUUUUAAU